Molecule: messenger RNA, 939 nt
Organism: Spinacia oleracea (spinach)
Lineage: Eukaryota; Viridiplantae; Streptophyta; Magnoliopsida; Caryophyllales; Amaranthaceae
Exons: 2
Coding region: 1-939 (312 amino acids)
Source: RefSeq, a predicted model, not a curated record
AUGCCAUGGAAGGUGAUCGAAGUAGAGUUCACUAAAAGAACGAGGUUGACAUAUGACAAGAACAAACUGAAAAACAAAUGGGAUUGGAUGAGAAAUCGAUGGAGUCUUUGGAGAGCACUUAAAGGAAAAGAAACCGGAUUAGGUUGGGAUCAUGAGAAGGGAACAAUAAGUGCUAGUGACGAAUGGUGGAAGAACAAAAUUGAGGAAAAUAUGCAUUUUAAAUCUUUUCAAUUUGAAGGUAUUGAGCCUGAACUUGAAUACAAGAUGGAAAAACUAUUUGGAGUUUCAGUUGCUCAAGGGGGGCUUAAGUAUACUCCUGUUCAACGCUCAAAUCAAGCACCCCCUUCUGUUUAUAUCCCUCUUCCACCCCUUGGUGCUGGUAAUCUUAAUCAUGGUGGAAAUUCUAGUAAUAUGCCACCUGAGUAUGAUGAUCAAAUGAGUGAGAAUGGUGGUAUUAUUCAUACCCAAACUAACAUGGAUUGGCAGGAUACUUUUCAUGGUUCUACUCCAAAUCCUUCCUCAUCUCCUUCUCCUCCUCCACAAUCAACUGAACUCGGAGCUAGAGGAAGUAAAAGAAGUUCUGAAAAUGAUAUUGCAGAGAGCUCGAAACGUUGUAGGAUAGAAUCUGGUAGUAGGAAAGGAGGGGCUGCACUGUUGAUGGAAAAGCUAGAUACAAUGGUGAAAGUUGUUACUGAGAGGAACAUCAAGGAUAUAGAAUUGAUGAGCCUUGAAGCACGUACACUCAAUGACUCAUCUAAUACACUUGCUGAUUCGUUGGCAAAGUUGGUGUCCAUGAAAGACUUAACUCCCGGUAGCCCUGAAUUUUGUUUUGCUUGUACCAUGAUUGAAGAUCCCCAAAAGAGGAUACUUCUCAAUGGAAUUCCAGAUGACAACACAAGGCUUCAAUGGAUCAAAUACUUGUUUGAGAAUAGUGGGUGA